CAUUUGUGUCUAGCAGCAAAAAGCGCGGACGGUGGUAAUAUUCGUAUAACAAGAGGAAGUGGGACCACUGAUGUGAAUCAGCCUUAUAGUUAAUUCUGGCUCAACAGUUGUAGUGCAUGGCCCGUGUCAAAUAAACUAAAGGAAACUAACAUCAUUACUGGGUGAACUGUGAUAAAGGAGUCUGAUCCAGCUUUGAUGAAAGUGAUCAUCACUGAUACAUAACAGGAUAUGAUAUGGAUAAAACAUUGAUAUCAGGAAAGGAGGACACUGAGGACAAAGUGCCUGAAUGUGACAGCAGUGGGAAGGUGCAGUCAGAUGGUGUGGAAAUGGAGGAAACUGAAAAAGAUUCACCUAGUAGGACUGACAAGCCUGAUAAAUCAGAGGAGGAGCUCACUGAGGAGCAGCAGCCAGACUCUUUACCUGAAGAUGAGGAAAGCCUCUGCACUGUCUGUGGCUUCUCAGCCAAAUGCCCACGAUCACUGAAGAUCCACUUUGCAAGGAAGCAUGCAAAGACCUCAAAGAACACCCACAGAGAUGCAACAAUGAUAGAUGAUAGAAGUGAAGAAAGUCCUCCUGAAAUUCAAGAGGAAGUCAACAUGGAAACAGAAAGUGCUGCUGAAGUUAAAAAGUCUGACUUUGAUCAGCCCAAAUCAGCAGCUGGGGACAAUAACACAAAGACUUCCGCUGAAAAAGAAGCUGGAUCUGAGAAACAGCAGGCAGAUAAAGAGGAGGUUACCCCAACACAAGAGAGAAGAUUAAGCAAGAGAACCCCAAAACCUAAGAUGAUAUAUUCCUGCAACUAUUGUGGGCAUGAAUUUAGAGACAAGGCCCCUUUAGAUGUGCACAUCCAGAGAUACCACAGUAAAGAGCUCCCAAAUGCAUUUGAUACUGAUGAGAGCAUGGAAAAAGAAGAGGAAGCUGCAGAUCCUGGCACAACUGUGAAGUCUACUCCAACACGAGUGGCAGCAAAACGUACCAUCAGCAGGUUCCAGCUUAAGUGUGCCAGCUGUGAUUUUAGGGUCAGCAGCCCCGCAUUGCUGGAGAGCCACGCACAAGUAAAACACCUGGACCGGGAGUGGUACCGCUGUAAACUGUGUAACUUUUUUUCUGCCACCUCUGAGUGGAUGGAUGUUCAUCUGACCUCAGACAGUCAUGUGCAGCAACAGAAAGCGGAGAACAGUACACAGCUGUCUUCGUUUGAAGCCUAUGUUGAGAGUGUAAGCCGAUAUGCAGCCUCUGUUAAAGAUGUUACAGCCGAGGUAGCUGAUGGAGAAAAGGCGGCUACUGCAGCAGAAGGUGAUCAAGGAACUGGAGAGGCAGCAGAGGCUGCCAAGGCUGUGCCAGACACAGAGGAAGAUUCAGAGCACGAACCUCCCAAAAAGAAGAGAGGAAGACCAAAGCAUGGGGCCACAACUACUUGUGGAUACUGUGGUCUGGUUGUGUCAAACGCUACAAACCUCAGUGUCCACGUCCGCCGUAGACACAGCAAGGAGUAUGGCUACAGCUGCACUCUGUGCAACUACAGCUGUGUGACAAAAGGUGACAUGGAUCGUCACUGUGUUACAAAGAAACACGUCAAACGUGCACAAGAAUGUGCAGGUAAGAACUCAGUCAACAGUGACUCCAUUACACCAGCACAGGAACCUACAACUACAGAAGUCCAGGAACCAAAUGCCCAGAAUGCUGCAGACCAAGUGCAGGAAUCUGAGAACACGGCUGCCAAAGAAAAUAGUGGAGAAGAGCAAAGUCAGUCAGAUGCAAGCCUCAAAAAAAGCAAAUUUGUCUCUGUUGUCACUUGCAACCACUGUGACUUCGUAGCUCAAUCUGCCCCUUCCCUUCAUCUGCAUGUCAAGAGAAAGCACACCAAAGACUUUGAGUUUGUCUGUCUAGCAUGUGGCUACUACGCAUUAACCAACAGGGAAAUAACUCGCCAUGCCAACACAGAGAGGCACAAGCAGAAAAGUCAGAAAUACCUUGAAACAGGAGGUAGUGAGGGACAAAAAGCUUUGGCACUCCCAUUGAAGCUGCAGCAAGUCAUUGAGUUUGUGGGAUCAAACUCGAAUCCUGAAGGUGGCGAGUCUGAAUCCGAUGAUGAUAGUCAAGCAACUGAAAAUCAGAACACAGCUGAUCCCACUGUCACCACAGAGACUGAUGAUGCUGCUGCUGGCGUGGCUGUCUGUGCAGACGAGAAGCAAGCAGACAGUGUUAUAAUGUCCAGUGGUGAUGAACCAGCCAACCAGAUGGUCGAACCUGAUGAGCCGUCUGAGCCCAGGGAGACUCCAGCAGAACUUCAGCCUGCAAUGGAUCAGUCUGCACAGCCAGAGAGCCAGGAGGAAGAUGAUAAACAAGCUGAUGAUGAAAAACUAAAUUCAGAUCAGAUUUUAGAUGCAGGACAGGAGGACAGCACUCAUUCAGAGACACAAGUAUCCAAAGCUCCUCCCUUUGAUCCCUGCAUUGUAUCCAUGAAGACUCUUGCCGAGCAGGAGCAGACGAUGCAGGAAGGCCUGGCUGUAGAAGGCCAGACUGCUGCAGUAUGUUUGACUGGAGGAACACCACUAUCCAACAGUGUCCUGCUUUCAGAUUCCUUCUAUGUCAAGAAGCUUAAACCCAAAGAAGUAAAGCUGCGAGAGGAAGUAAAAGUAGGAAUCUCCCGCAUCCGCUGUGAGGACUGCGGCUUCAUGGCUGAUGGAAUCAGUGGCCUCAAUGUCCACAUCUCAAUGAAACACCCAACCAAGGACAAGCAUUUUCACUGCCUGGUGUGUGGCAAGUCAUUCUACACUGAGAGCAACCUACACCAGCACCUGACCAGUGCUGCCCAUCUCCGCAACGAGCAGAACAGCGUGGAAGAGCUACCUGAAGGUGGAGCGAGUUUCAAGUGUGUGAAAUGUACAGACCGCUUUGAGUCUGAGCAGGAGCUGUUCAUUCACAUAAAGGAGAAGCACGAGGAGCUGCUGAGGGAGGUCAACAAGUACGUGUUGGAGGACACGGAGCAGAUCAACCGUGAACGGGAGGAGAACCAGGGCAGUGUGUGCAAAUACUGUGGCAAGGUGUGCAGAAGCAGCAACUCCAUGGCCUUCCUGGCACACAUCAGGACUCACACCGGAUCAAAGCCCUUCAUGUGUAAGAUCUGCAACUUUGCAACAGCACAGCUGGGAGACGCCAGAAACCAUGUGAAGAGACACCUCGGCAUGAGAGAGUACAAAUGUGACAUCUGUGGAUGGGCCUUUGUGAUGAAGAAACACCUCAGCACCCACCUGCUGGGAAAACAUGGAGUUGGCCAGCGUAAAGAGAGGAAGUUCGAAUGCGACUUGUGCGAGCGCUCCUUCAGUGAAAAAUGGGCCCUGAACAACCACAUGAAACUGCACAGUGGGGAGAAACCGUAUAAGUGCCCCUGGCCGUCCUGUCACUAUGCCUUCCUCAACCUGUCCGCCAUGAAGGACCACUACAGGACACACACUGGAGAGAAGUCAUACCUGUGUGACCUGUGUGGUUUUGCUGGAGGCACGAAACACGCCCUGACCAAACACAGACGCCAACACACAGGAGAGAGACCCUUUAAAUGUAAGCUCUGCAACUUUGCCUCUACCACACAGUCCCACCUAUCGCGCCACAAACGGAUUCACACCGGGGAGAAACCAUACCGCUGCCCCUGGUGCGACUACAGAUCCAACUGUGCCGAGAACAUCCGGAAGCACAUUCUCCAUACAGGCAAACAUGAGGGCGUGAAGAUGUACAACUGUCCCAAAUGUAACCACGCCACAAACUCUCCCAUGGAGUUUCGCAACCACCUGAAGGAAAAUCACCCUGAUAUUGAAAAUCCUGACCUUGCCUACCUUCAUGCAGGUAUCGUCUCCAAGUCUUUCGAAUGUCGUCUGAAGGGUCAGGGGGCCACAUUUGUGGAGGCAGAAUCCAUGGGCUCACCUGUGAAGAAGGGCUCAUCUGACGCAUCAGGCCAUGACGGGCCUGUCCAGCAGGUCAUCAUCAUCCAGGGCUACAGUGGAGGGGAUGUGGCCAUCGACCAGGCCCUGGAGGAAUCGGCUGCAGCCACCCUGCAGACGCUAGCCAUGGCUGGACAGGUGGCGGAGGUGCUCCACAUCACAGAGGAUGGACAGGUUAUUGCCUCAGGCAGAGAAGUGGCAUCCGCAGGGGCCCAUCUGGCUGGGGGCAGCACCCAGUAUGUGGUGCUGGAGUCAGGGGAGGCAAGAGAAGGGCUGCGAGCUGUGUCAAGAGGAGGAGUAGCAGUCGCAGGACAAAGUCAGAUCGUCUCGGAGUCGUCCACGGCUUUGGACGCUCUCCUCAGCGCUGUCAGUGAAAUGGGCCACCAGGAGGAAAUGCAAGGAGAGGCAGCCGUCGUUCAUGAGGUGGUGAGCCCUGAGACAGCUAAGGCUGUGAAAAGGGAUGCCCAGGAGGAGGUGAAACAGGAGCAGGAGGAGAUGCAGGUCAUUCAGGAGACUGGCCAGGAGGAGAUGCAGGAGGUGCUGCAGCUCGCCGCGUCUCAAAUGAUGAAAGAAGGUCUGACCCAGGUUAUCGUUAACGACGAAGGGACACAUUACAUUGUGACAGAGUUGGACAACUGCACCUUACAGGUGGAGGGAGGCGUGUAUGGAGCUGCAGGGACAGUUGAGGAGGAGGUGCAGCAGACAGAGCAGCAGGAAGGAGAAGAGAUGGUGGUGUAUCUGGAUGGAGCCCCUCAUGAUAUUGUUUUGGAAGGCUAGAGGAGAUGCAAAGCUGAGGAGGUGCAUUUGUUUUAUGUAUUUUUUUUGUUGUUUUUAGGUUUAGAAUUUUUUUUUUUUUAUAUAAAAAUCAGUGGUUGUCAACUGGUGGGUCAGGAACCAAAAUUGGUUGGUAGAGCGGGAAGGGCCUGGCUGCAGAUCAUAGAAUCUCUCAGACUGUCCCAUUAAAGACAAUGUCUAUUUCAGAGUGGAAAUACUCAGAAAGCAACUAUGUUCUCUGCAAAGCUAGGUUAGCUUCAGCUACGUUUGCUAAAGCUCACGUUGCUUAAACUAACAAAGCUAAAGCGAGCCCUUGUUUGUCUAUUUCUAAAAUGAUAAAAAUGAUAAAUUAAUUUAGGUUGCAGUUUCUCAUUGAGGAGUUGACAGUGAUUCCUGAGGCUCAACCACUUGAGAACCACUGCUCUGAAUACAUAUCUUCCCCUCUUCCCAUUUUCUGAAUUUAACAAUCUUCUGGGAGGCAGAUGGGAAGGUUGGGGUGGGCAUGAUGAGGCCCUUGGGCCGCCAGUGUACAAUCACUAAUGUAGCAGGUAUUUAACAUCUAGCCACCUGUAGCUUGUUUGGUCUGAAGUUUCAUUGAGUUCUGAGAGUGGAGACUCUGGUUGUUGUUGAAUGAGUUUUUUCUCAUUGUGGUGUGCCAUGUUGGUCUUCUUGUUUCACACCACACACCGCAAGAACAAAAUGGUUAAAUUUAUCAUUAUUUGUUGUAAUGUGUGGGGCUUCUCACACUUUCACAAUCAGUUAACAUUUUUAAAAUCUUUUAGCAUGUGCCAGGCUUGAGUGAAAUGUUUGCCAGGAAAUAUCUUGCAGUCUUCCUCCCUCUUUGCCCUUUUUUUAUUUUACCCUCUUUGAUUCCUUUUACAUGGCUUCUGUUUGUUUUUUUAGCCUCCUCUCUGGGGCUAUGCUAAACUCAGGUUAAACAUCAUUUAUUUAGAGGGACAGUGGAGGAGAGAGGUUUUGGUGCUAAGUGAGCUACCUUGCAAUCCUCACAACCACCAGGACUACAUGAACCACUUUAUUAAUGCCAUGCAAUUUCAGAGAAUAAAUAGGUACCUUCAAGAAAUAUUUUUACAAUGUAUCUAAUAUUUUGAGCAUUAAAUUAUAAAAUUAAAAUAGGCUAAGAAAAAAAUGUGUUUCUCUCUCUCUCUUGAGGUAGAAGUUUUUCAUGCCAAUGCUUUUUUUUGUCUUUCUGAUACAUUUGUUGAAGUUUUGUUUGGGCUGUUAGAAUUUUUCAUGUGUCCAAAGACACAUAAGGUUAUUAAUUUUGUCUUUUUUUUCUCUUUUUUUUUGUUUGUUUUUGCUUAAGUGUUUUCUUCAUAGUGGUGAUUGUAUUCAGUUCUGAAAAAAACUAAUUGAUUUGAAGAUUUCGAUCUUUCAGAUGGUUUAUAUGUGACAAUUCAGGCCUCUAAAGUAUGAAUGCAUUUUCAU
Cheilinus undulatus (humphead wrasse) is the source of this 6158-nucleotide messenger RNA. RefSeq names its product zinc finger protein 407 (gene znf407). Lineage: Eukaryota; Metazoa; Chordata; Actinopteri; Labriformes; Labridae. Gene Ontology annotation, cellular component: nucleus. Gene Ontology annotation, molecular function: nucleic acid binding; zinc ion binding. The transcript has 11 exons. Bases 234 to 4715 code for a protein of 1493 amino acids. Gene Ontology annotation, biological process: regulation of gene expression. The record is from RefSeq and is a predicted model, not a curated record.